This is a messenger RNA of Pocillopora meandrina, 4995 nucleotides long. The record is from the annotation of a GenBank genome assembly. NCBI's taxonomy places the organism in Eukaryota, Metazoa, Cnidaria, Anthozoa, Scleractinia, Pocilloporidae.
AUGUUUGGUCAAAUCUUCUGGCUGGAGUUUUUAGUCAUAAUCUUAAUUUUUGACCCGGCGACAUUUGCGGAACAAAAUCAUGAAGAGUAAGUCUUUUAAGGGUGUUUUUGAAAUACAUAUGUUUAGCUCACAAAGUGAGUAUUGCACGGUCAUCGAGAAGACCCACUAACGCUUUACCUCUAUGACGUUCCGUUGUUAGAUGACUUUUCCUAUGUACUCAUGGCCAAUACCAAAUCAUCCCAUAAGCUUUGAUCUCUGUCCAUCAAUCGUAAAAUAAUUUUGGGAUCAGGGUAAUCCUACUGAGUAUAUCACUGAUAAACUCAGAGGAAACGUGGUAAUAAAUCACUCUGUAUCAUUAACAUGGAUUGUAAUUAAUUUUAUCUAAUUUUCCACUCCAUUCUCGAGCAUCUUCAUUUCUGAGUCGUAGACCAGGCGUGACAAAAUGGCGAGGUCAGCAAACGAUGGAUAUUGAUUUCUGUAAGCCUUAAUCUCCAUUAAUCUGACCGGACUGUUCGUAUACUACUUAGAUAAAUGGCCACAUUUUCUUACGAACCGUUCUUCUUUUUUUGUCAAGGAAAAUGGUACAGCAAUGUGGUGAUUUUGCAAUCUAUUUUCAGAAGCAGAAAGGCUUAUGAAAAAAAAAACCGCACUUAUAUAUAUUCAUCAGUUUCGGCGAGAUAAUGAUCUGUUGGUGAGCUCAAUGAUCAAUUUUUUUUUGGACUUAUUCUCAACACUGUAGGUAUUUUCGGCUUCAAAACUUGGAAGCAUUCAAUUUUUGUCAAGCGAUUGUUUUGGCAAAAAUAGAAAGUUAUGUCUCGCUAAUUGGCUUGCAAUUCAUACCAAAAAAACUAUGGAUAAUGAGUAUCAUUCUGCUUAAAAUUCAGAUUCAUUCUGUAUGGUGGCCAUCCCUGAAAGACAAACAACCGUUCUUGUUUAUUACCACUCUGAUGGUGUCUUCUCAUAGCGAUAUUUUCAGUAUUAGCUUUCAUUAAUUCCUUUGCAUUAUUUCCUUCGUGAUGUCGUAACUUUUCUUGAAUUCGUCCCAGUCAUGACCUAGAGACAGAAAGAACAGCGAACGCCACCAAUACUUUGAAUUUACUGUUAAAUAGCCAUGACAAGAGACUGAGACCAAAGUUUGGAGGUAAGAUUUUGAAAGGAGAACUGCAGUUAUCUGAGUUUGAUUUUCUUUCUCACCCCAGUUGUUUGGAAUAAAGAUAAUAAAUUUAAUUGCCAAGGACACCAUGAGGAAAAAUUAUAGAGCGACUGCGCAUCUUUUGGAGGACACGACUUAGAUAACAUUUCGUUUUCUUUUUGAUUAUCAUAAAAAUUUGUUUAAAAAGGAUAUCCCCCUAUAGGAGGAAGCCUUACCUCCAGACGACAACAAAAAAAAAAUUAGCCCAUAGGUUUAUACUCUUUUAAAAGGAGCAAAGUGAUAAAAAUAGCGGCAGAAAAUGACAUUAAGGAAAAAGCACGCAUGCCAUUUUUUUUCCUUUUCAUCUUUAUUUCAUUAGGAAGGCCAGUAACCGUCUACGUUGACUUAUACAUUGUUGAUAUUGGUGACAUUUCGGUGACCAAUAUGGUAAGAUAUUUUAGUUCUGAUUAAUAAGGCUUUUAGUUAAAAAAAGAUACCGAUUCUGAUAAAAGACAAGGGCAAAAUGCAAUCCAAUCUUCUUCAGCACCUAAUAAGCAAAAUUAAGGAGGCUUAUAUAGUGAGGGAGCAGAUAUUUUGAGUCCUUCAACAAGAUAAAAACCAGUUUAUUUAACUAGAGUUCAAUAAUAAAAAGAUUACGUUUAAUUUCAUAUUGUUAAUGCAAAAAAAGCCAAACUGAAUUAAUGUAUUUGUCUGUUUAAAGGAAAAUUUUCAGAUUCAGUGAUCAGCGUUGAGAUAAAUGGAAGCCCUACAUGUAUACUUCAAAAUGCGUUUUUUUGUUUGCCUUUUUUGUUUGUUUUCUUGUUGCUCUGUUCUUCACUUAGCUGAUUGUGUUUUGUUUCUCCAAUUCUACUAAAAAGGAUUAUAGAAUGACAAUGUAUUUUCGUCAAACAUGGGAGGAUCCUCGGCUCAGAUUCAAUGGCACCUCUCAGAUUGUGGCUCAAGGAGACCUACUGGACAAAAUUUGGAUCCCAGACACUUAUUUUAAUAGUGAAAAGAGGUCAAAUUUCCACGAGAUCACUAAGAAAAAUUAUGUGUUGAUAUUUUGGCCCAAUGGAACAGUAUUCUUUAGUAUAAGGUAAGACCAAGCUGCAUGGUACUCUAAUGGAAUUCUUUUUCAUCGUGGUUAGAAUCGUCAUUACAAUUCCGAGUGGCAAUUCAUCGAUAAGUUUAUCAAUGAUUUUAGGGUAUACUAGCAAAAGACUUUUGAUUCGAAAAUAACAGAGAGUACUCUGUUGCAGGAUUUCAGUCACUGGUGUUUGUCGAAUGAAGCUACGCAAAUACCCCAUGGACAGUCAAAAGUGUGAACUGAACAUCGUAAGCUGUAAGAAGAAUAAAUAGCUGUUAUUUUAUAAUCUUAUGUUAUAAGAGAAGCGAAGUAAAUAAACCUACACUUUUUUUUUAGACGGUUUCUUUUCGUUCAUCUUUGGAGGGCCACAUUAACGCGUCUGUUGAUAGUAAUAAUCGUAUUAUUGUUAAUAUUAUAUUUUUCUUUGAAAAAGUGUCAACAGGACCUGGAAGGUGGGGCUUGACUUUCUCUUCGCUUACUUGUUUAGUGUAAAAUUCCCUUUCAUAUUUCAUGAUGCACAACUGUAAACAAUCUUGCAUUUACCCUCAGAUUCUUACUCAGAGGCUGAUGCCAUAUACACGUGGAAAAGGGGUCACGAGCAUUCAAUAGAACAAGCUCCUGAUAUCUCCCUCCCACAGAUGGAUUUAGUGAAAAUCCAAAGUUCGGAGACAACAGAUGUGUACUCCACAGGUAGGACCAACAACAAGGACUUAGAGCAAAACAAACAAACAAAAAUUCUACGCAUUUCGUGUAUCAUCAUCCUAUUUGGAAAAAAAAUAUAUACUUUCCUGGAAAUCAAUUGCGAACGUAAUCCAACUCUACCCAGUGACAAACAAUCCCCCCUUGGAGUUAUUACUCUUCAUUUUGGCUUAUUAAAACAGAUCAAAUGGACCAAUUUCUAUCUGUACCCUGAAAUACCGCUUUAAAACAAUGAUCACAUGAGGCUGUAAGUAGGGAUAAUGGUAAAUAAAUCUCCUUGUCAAAACACUAACUGAUAACCUAAAGUGGUUGCCUUCUAUGCAUUUAUAAUUAAAUCUCAAGACCUAAAAACAAACUCAGUUAUCAGACCCUAUUGCAUUGAUGCUCACCCACGAUUUUACUUUCAGGGAACUAUUCAAGACUUAGUUUGACGUUUACUUUUAAGAGGAGACUAAGUUUGUUUAUAACGGAGACGUACAUCCCAUCUAUUAUAAUUGUGGCCUUGUCCUGGAUAUCGUUUUGGAUAAACUACAAGGCAGCGCCAGCAAGAGUUGCGCUCUGUAUCACAACGGUGAGACAUGACUAAAAGUAAUGACAAUAACAGAACUGUAAGUUCAUCAGCACAUCGAAGAAAUGAUUAUUAAAGAAAGCGUAUAGGUUGUCACAGACGUGGAAAAAAUUGUUUUCACGUCAUUUGAAACCCUGGUCGACGGAUUAUGCGCUUUGAUGCAUAAACGAGCAGGAAUAAUGCACCUAUAAAAUUCAUGUAGUAUUUGUGUUAGAAAAUGUGUUUGUAUUUACGUCGAUUGUUGUAAGAUAAGGUAAAAAUCAUGUAUCCAAAGUUCAUCAACAUUAAGCCUGUGGAAAUGGAAAUUAAGCCAAUGGAAAUGUUUUUAAUUUCGAAUUGAAAGGUUAGGACACCCGCGUCCAAAAAUCAAAACUUUGCCCUCUCUUUUUUUACUGACUGCGUUGCAUUUUCGGUUUUAACAGUUCGUUUACGAUGGACUUGUUCAUUAGUAAAAUCAAAACAGAAAAAGCAUAGUUUGCUUUCAAGAUAUAUCCCUUUUAACAGAGGAUGUCCUUGUUAUACCAUUAUUAAACAAUUCCACGUCUUUUCUAGGUCCUUACCAUGAUAACUCUUACCGCAGCAGUUCAGAAUUCUCUGCCUCGAGUAACUUACACAAAGUACAGUGAUUGGAUACUGAUGCUGUGUCUAGUGUAUGUAUUUGGCGCCCUGGUUGAAUUUGCCAUCAUCAACUUCCAUGAUAGCUUGGAGACGAGAAAGAAAGAUAAACUGAACAGGAAACUUAGGAAUGUUGACGUCGAAAAAGGGGUUUGUCAUAAUGAUUCCAUUUUCAUCAUCAUGAUAGUUGCCGUUAUCAUCAUCACUUUUAUUAUUCUUAGUUUGUGUGUCCGUCUUUUUUAACUUAUAUAAAUCGAUUACUUAAGGGGAAAACAACGCAUCUUGCAAAUUCCGUGGCAUAGAGGAGAAUAUAUAAAUAUAUAUCUUAUUAGACGUUCUGGUGUGUAGUAUCUCUGAGUGUUUUUACGGGUGGUGCCGUAUUUUGACGAGCCCGUAAGGCGAAUCAAGAUACAAACAACGAGUCCUUACGCCCACUCAAUUUAAAUUGUCGUAUCGGUAAAUAAAAUAGAUUCUAUGAACCUCAUUCGAAUAGCACCUCUGAUUUGGAUGUUACCCUUUCGUUCUACAUUCAUCUUCGUUUUGUUCUGCUCUCUCUCUGUCUUCUGCAAACACAUUUUUUAAAAUGGAUUCGUAUUCAGGUCUACACUUAUAUGCUUAUUUGCAUGGUUUAUCUGCUUUCCAUCCAUUGUUAAUUUCCUGACAUGACACUCUAUCCACUAGAGUGACACAGGUGAUGGAGAAGGCGGAGAUCUCAAGACGAAAUACUUGCAGCGUCAACUGUCUUCUUUGCGGGAGAAAAUUAAGUCAUUUGGGGAGCAAGACAUCAAUGUACAAAGGAUUGACAGCCGCAGUAGAAUACUGUUUCCAUUGACAUUUCUUAUGAUCAACCUAAUGCUUUGGAUUUACUUCGUUAUCGAUUCUGCAGAAGACUAA